GUACAGUCGACGUGUGGCGUCAGUAAACACGUCAGGAACGAGGAAAAUUAAUCAUCAUCAUCAUCAUCAUCAUGCCUGAACCAGCAGGUCUGAAGUCCGCGCCCAAGAAGGGCUCCAAGAAAGCCGUGACCAAAGCGGGUCCCAAGACCGGCAAGAAGAAGAGGAAGACUAGGAGGGAGAGCUACGCUAUCUACGUGUACAAGGUGCUGAAGCAGGUGCACCCUGACACCGGGAUCUCGUCCAAGGCCAUGAGCAUCAUGAACUCGUUCGUCAACGACAUCUUCGAGCGCAUCGCGUCCGAGGCUUCCCGCCUGGCUCACUACAACAAGCGCUCCACCAUCACAUCCCGGGAGAUCCAGACCGCGGUCCGCCUGCUGCUGCCCGGCGAGCUGGCCAAGCACGCGGUGUCUGAGGGAACCAAGGCCGUGACCAAGUACACCAGCUCCAAGUGAACUGGUCUUACCAGUUUCAAACCCAACGGCUCUUUUCAGGGCCACCCACUUUCACUCUGAAGAGAUUUAAAUCCUGUGUU
Molecule: messenger RNA, 532 nt
Organism: Solea senegalensis (Senegalese sole)
Lineage: Eukaryota; Metazoa; Chordata; Actinopteri; Pleuronectiformes; Soleidae
Product: histone H2B 1/2-like
Exons: 1
Coding region: 72-452 (126 amino acids)
Cellular component (GO): nucleosome
Molecular function (GO): structural constituent of chromatin; protein heterodimerization activity; DNA binding
Source: RefSeq, a predicted model, not a curated record